UAGUGGUGAAUGGCUUUCACAACAAAAUAGCCGGUUCGCGGUUCGUCAGGGUUUGUCUCGUUCGUUAUUAAAUUUUACAUUAUUUUUUAUUUUCGGUUCCUCUGUACUCAGUCGUCGUUGCGUACGUACAGGAAAGCUAUACAUUUUCGAUAAUUCAAACCUUAUAAGUUCUGUGUUUUAACAAGCUAAACAAAUAAAUAAAUAAAUGAUAAAUAAAUUACAAAUUACAAAAAUGUCAAAUGUAACAAUUCAAUCCAUUGAUAGUUUCAGCAGCGAGGAUACGAGUUUUCCCGCAGCAAACCUUCUCUCGAAGGAAGCUCGUAAAUGGAAAUGUCGUGACCCAGGUGAGAGAAGUGCCUAUGUAGUGUUGCGUUUAGAAAAACUGCUUACCAUCAACGGAAUCGACAUCGGAAACGAACAUUCUGCUUUUAUCGAAGUGCUGGUCGGAAAAAGCGGCCCUUCCAGCCCUGAGUUCAAGGAAAUCCUGUUGUCAACGUCAUUUAUGACUCCGAUCGAAAGUCGAAACUCUACCAGUACCAAUCAAGUUCGAUGUUUCCCUCAAAACGCUCUCGUAGAAUCGGUUGCUCGAGAAAAGUGGGACCUCGUUAAGGUUAUCUGUACCCAGCCUUUCAAUAGUCGAGUACAGUAUGGAAUAGCUUUCAUUACACUACAUACAUCCUCUGUGGAUAGGAAGAAUAAAUCGCUAGUUCCGGAAAAAUUUAAACAGCAAAUACAAUCAGAAAUGCAGAAGAAUAGUUCCGCGAAAAAUCAUGAGCCAGCUCAACAGCAUGAAGAACCUAAAGUUUUGAAGCUGGGUCGGUUUACCCUACGUGAAGACUCUCCAGAUUCCGAUGGUGGAAGUACUUCAGCUACAACUUUGUUUUCACGAUGGAAAGAAUCUCGAGGGGAUUUGGGAACACCUAAGUUAACCAAAGAUGCCAGCACGGUAUCAACUAUUUCAACGGCUGCGGCAAUUCGGAAUGCGUCUACUCCAGGCGCGAUUAGGAAAACGCAGCUUACACCAUUGGUGAAAAAACCUGUUAUAACUCCGAAAGCAAAACCUCGACUUUUCGAUGAUGAUGACGAAGACGAACAAAUUAAACCACUUAAUAGAAAUCGAAAUGCUUUGCUUUACGACAAGGAAGACGAGAAACCCGACGAAAAAAUGGAGAAGAAGCUGGCAGAAGAUCGAGCUCGUCAACAGAAGGAAAAGUCGGCAAAAGAGAAUAAUGAAAAGGAAAAACGUGAACACUCCAAGUUGGAAAAGAAAGAAAAAUUGCACGAUUCAUCUUCGUCAAAGUUUAACGAUUUUUUGUUUGAAGAGACGUCCGCUUCCAUUAGCAAAAAUGAAACGAAAACCAGGGAAAUUGGAAAGACGGAGAUGUCUCCUGCGUCCACUAAAUUUAGUAAUGAUCAACAUUCUACAUCGUCGGGGAAAAACGAAAGAAAGCGGACCGAACCUAAUGAAACUCACAAAAGAGACGAGGACAAAGGUGAACGUAAAAAGCGUCCAUCGGAAUCACCUGCUUCGAAGGAUAGAUCUAACAACGAUGAACGAUCUAAGAAAAAGAAAUUGAAGUUACAAUCAAGUGACGAGGAGGAAGAGAACAAGGGUCACAAGAAACGGCUGCCGGCGAUCUAUAAGCCAUUCAACAAGUUACUGGAGAAUGUGGUACUGGUCAUCAGCGGAAUACAGAAUCCGGACCGAGCGAAUCUUCGCAGUCAAGCGUUGUCAAUGGGCGCUAAAUACAAAUCAGAUUGGGACUCGAGCUGCACACAUCUUAUCUGUGCAUUUAAAAACACGCCAAAGUACAACCAAGUUCACGGCAAUGGUAAGAUCGUCAAGAAAGAAUGGAUUGAACGGUGCCAUUCGGCGAGAAAACGUCUUUCGUGGCGCAAGUUUGCCCUGGAUUCGAACGACGCUCAGCAGACAGAUUCCGAGGGAGAAAUUAUCGAUAUAGCCAAGAAACCGUCCAUGGAAACUUCCAGCAGUAGAGAACAAGCAGGUGGAAGCAAAGCUCACAAGGAAACGGAUGCGGAAGCAUUAGCGCACUACGAUCUCGACGAUGUGGUUUUGGUUGAGGAUAGAGCCAUAGAAACCCACGAGAUUUCCGGGUCUGACACGGAAGAAGAAAUAGAGCGCGUGAAACAAAAACAAAAAAUGUAUAAUGAAAGCGCUAACAAAAUGUACGACAAGAGUACGGAGGAAGAUGAAGGUCAAACCUCUUCUGCCGAUAUCUCAACGCAAAUGGAUUUUUUCAAAGGGAAAGUUUUCUAUCUCGAUCCUGAAGUUGGUUCUGUCGAUGUUAUCAAAUUGGAACGAUACGUACAAUUGUAUAAAGGUAAGAUCACAAGUAAUGUUCUCGAGGCACAUUACUUGGUGACUCGCAACAAAAAACCAAUGCCAGGCAGUUUUACGGGAGAACUAAUAAAACCUCUCUGGAUCUACGAAUGUCACGAUAUGGAAUGUCUCAUACCUUCUACGCGGUAUCAUCCAUGAAUAUACAGGUAAUUGAACAUUACAUCCGUUGUCUUUAUGUAUUAUGACCGUUACGGUUCUGUAUUUAUUUGUUAGGUAUCUGAUUUUAAUUAAAACAAAGAUCACUUCAAAACAGAA
Molecule: messenger RNA, 2617 nt
Organism: Topomyia yanbarensis
Lineage: Eukaryota; Metazoa; Arthropoda; Insecta; Diptera; Culicidae
Gene: XRCC1
Product: DNA repair protein XRCC1
Exons: 5
Coding region: 206-2500 (764 amino acids)
Biological process (GO): single strand break repair; double-strand break repair via nonhomologous end joining; base-excision repair
Cellular component (GO): nucleus
Molecular function (GO): damaged DNA binding
Source: RefSeq, a predicted model, not a curated record